This is a messenger RNA of Aphis gossypii (cotton aphid), 738 nucleotides long. RefSeq lists its product as uncharacterized. The record is from RefSeq and is a predicted model, not a curated record. The transcript is spliced from 3 exons. Bases 1 to 738 code for a protein of 245 amino acids. Gene Ontology annotation, molecular function: protein dimerization activity. Lineage: Eukaryota; Metazoa; Arthropoda; Insecta; Hemiptera; Aphididae.
AUGAUUUUAAAAAAGUCCGAACGAGGAACCAAAAGAAUGCCUGGAGAAAAUGUACAGGAUGAAAUCAGUUCUUCAGCAUCAGACAGGUUUAGAGUGAACACAUAUUACAAAUGUUUAGACCAAAUAAUUUUAUCUAUAGAUAAUAGAUUUAGUAGUGCUAGAGACAGAAUGAAAGAUCUUGCAUUACUACCAACAGAGCGGUUAAUUGAAGCCAAACAUAAAUCUGAAAUGGAUCUUCCAGAUAAAUGCUUUUUAGAUUUGGCUACAUGGAUUACUGAUAUUAAUCCAUAUCAACUUAAAACUGAGUAUUCAUUAUUUAGUAAAAGCUUAAAAGAAUUGAUUAUUGGAAUGAAAUUCCCAGAUAAUCAAUCCAAAGAAUCAUCUGAUAUUAACUCUGAAGAUGAACAUCAAAAUAUUAUGAGCGAACCAAAACAGAACAUAACACUAGAAACUAUAAUAAACAUUCUCUCAAGUUUUGACAUUAUGUGUGCCUUUCCAAAUUUGUAUUGUGCUUAUAAAGCAUUAUGUACAAUUCCAGCCUCAUCAGCCUCAGCGGAAAGAAGCUUUUCAAAGGUUAAAUUGAUCAAAACUAGACUAAGGUCGACAAUGUCCCAACAAAGGUUGGAGAGUUUAAUGUUUAUAUCUUGUGAAAGAGACAUACCCAUUGAUAUCAAUGAAGUUAUAAAUAAAUUUGGAUUGUCAUCAAGUGUAUUGAAAAAAGAAUUAAUGUUUGGAUAA